Molecule: messenger RNA, 4363 nt
Organism: Belonocnema kinseyi
Lineage: Eukaryota; Metazoa; Arthropoda; Insecta; Hymenoptera; Cynipidae
Exons: 15
Coding region: 116-4111 (1331 amino acids)
Biological process (GO): cGMP biosynthetic process; intracellular signal transduction; receptor guanylyl cyclase signaling pathway
Molecular function (GO): guanylate cyclase activity; peptide receptor activity
Source: RefSeq, a predicted model, not a curated record
UGCUUAACGAAGUCGAUUUCCGUUAAUUAUACAUCGACUACACCAUUAUAAAGGAAUAACGCGCUCGUGAAAGCCGAUACCACUUCACGUGUCUUCUGCCUUUUAUCGAAACGCUAUGCCACACCGAAAUGGAAACUGCAUUACCGAAGUGAGUUCUGUAAGAAGUCUAUCAUCAGAUGAUAUCUCGUCAACAAAAGGAAAACGAAAAAAAUCGUGUUGGGCACGAGCUACAGAUCCGGCCCAUCGCCGGGGUCAACGAAUUCAGCUGCUUCAGAUGCUCGUCCUACCCUUCAUUCCCAUUCUGGCCCUUAUCGUUCAAACCGCCAACACACUUCACGAUAUUCUCAUUUAUCGCCAAGAAGUUUCUGACAUCGAAACCCAGGUGACAAUUGCUACAGAUCUAGGUAAGGUCGUGACGAGAAUGCAACAAGAAAGAUCAGAAGUGGCUUUCUACAUCUAUACAAAUGGAAACACUUUAAGGUCCAACUUAACACAAAGGUUUGAGGUUACUGAUGUAACACUUUACAACAUGACGACAUGGCCAUUGGUUUCCGUUCCAAGUGAUGAAAGCAAAACUGAAACAUACGACGUGGUUAGUCGAGAAGCUUUUCAAGAACGACUCAAUGACUUCAGAAGAAGGAUAAGUUCAGAGGAAAAAAGUAUAGCUGAAGUAAUGGCUUGGUACACGAGUGUAAACGCAGCAAUGUUGGAUCACUUAACCAAUCAAAUAAAAGAGACUGACAAUAGCGGAGUCUGGCGGUAUCUCAUCGCAUUUAAGAAUUUGUUACGCAGCAUCGAGAGCAUUGGAAUAGCUUCGGUUUAUGGAAUCAAUUACUACGGUCGAGGGACCCUCGGGGAUGAAAAUUAUGUAAGCUACAUCCGACACGAUUCAAUUGGUCGGGACCUUCUUAACGGAUCUCUCACAUACGUGCCAGGCCUCAAACAAUUUUACAGUGAUCUCACUCGAACCAUGUCCAAUUAUGGACUUAUAAAAUCUAGACGUGAGGAGAUCCUGAAGAAUCGGAAGCGGGAGCCGAGUGUCGCCCAUGCCAUGGAUUAUUUUGAUUCGAUGGCCACAUAUAUCGACGAACUUCGCAAACUUCAGCGAGAACUGCGUCGCAUGAUAAGAGAAUACGUUAACGCGAAUCUCCAGGAUGCGAGCAAUAAUGAAGUGGCCGGCAUUGCUAUAGUCGUUUUGGUCCUUGUGGUUUCUCCAAUUAUAAUAUUCCUAAUGCGAAAUGCAGUUGGUACUAUUCAGAUGUAUGCUGCAAACUUGGCUCAGAAGGCGCGUGAAUUAAAACGAGAAAAAAGAAAGAGCGACACGCUUUUAUUUCAGAUGUUACCGCCGAGUGUUGCUCAACAAUUAAAACAAACACAACAGGUCCCAGCCGAGUACUACGAAGCAGUUACUGUAUACUUUAGUGAUAUAGUCGGUUUUACGGAAAUUGCCGCAGAAAAUACACCUUUGGAAGUUGUAACAUUUCUCAACUCAAUUUAUAAACUCUUUGAUGCAAGAAUUGAGUGCUACGAUGUGUAUAAAGUGGAAACAAUAGGAGACUCCUAUAUGGUUGCCUCAGGCUUGCCAGUCAGAAACGGUGAUCAGCAUGUUUCUGAAAUCGCAACGAUGGCUCUGGACUUACUGGCAGCUUCUUCGGUAUUUCAAGUUCCGAAACGACCAGGUGAGCGCCUUCAAAUUAGAAGUGGAGCUCACACGGGACCAGUCGUCGCAGGCAUUGUGGGAACUAAGAUGCCACGGUACUGUUUAUUUGGCGACACUGUAAAUACAGCAAGUCGAAUGGAAUCCACAGGCGAAGCUCUUCGAAUUCACAUAAGUUUGGAGAUGAAAAAAGCAUUAGACGCAGUUGGUGGAUUUAGAAUCGAGCAUCGUGGUCUCGUAGACGUAAAAGGUAAAGGUUCAAUGGACACUUACUGGUUGGUCUGCAAAGACGGAGGUAUCGCCCGAGCUGCCGAAUUGGAUCUACCGACAUUUUUUGAGGACGUGCGGCCAGUUUUCAUGCGUCGUCUUCGAGAGGAAGGCAGAAUGACUCGUCUCUCCCAUCCUGAUCUUCAUCCCUUGCCUGAAAAUCCUCGGACACACCUCGAAGUAGAAACUCAGGAUUCAUCGUGCCUAGAAAUCACUCGCUCUGACACUACAAGCCAGCAAUCAGUCUCUCGAUCGCCUGGCGGCCGGAGCCGCUACUCUCAACCUAAUUUAUCUAGUUUCCUCGGUCCUUACACCGAUAAUCGAAGAGCAGAUCGACGAUUUCGGAUGUCUCAACCAGCCUUAUACCCCAGCAGCUUCUCGUCAGCUCUGGACUGCGCCGUUGGUGCUCGCCUGUCCUUUUCCAGUUUACAGGAAGAAGAAAGGGUUACCUCUAAAGAAACCGCUCAAGAUAUCUUGGGCCAGAGUCCCAACUUCUCCAGAGUCUCUCGUGGUAAUCUGCUGCGAGGUGGAAGAAGAGAAAGACUCUCGCAACCGACUCUGGUUACUGGUGACUAUUAUCCUGUUAGUUUUUCCCAGCAGAGGCUCUCACAACCAACUCUUGAAGUCGCAGGACGAGAUCUAGUAUCUUUCCUUCGUUCACCAACCUUUGCAAAACAAAAACGGUUCCCUGGACUUUCUCCUUCACCUCAAGGAACCCUGCAGCUCCCUUCAAAAAGAGAUAGACUAUCCCAGUUGGACUUUGGUUCUGUGGCUAGGAACCGAGUUCACAAAGAUUGGUCUAACUACCUGGUCAAAUUUAACCGCGACAGGUUCUCCAUUCCCGAGUUGGAGACACAGAACGAUUUGAGAGCGAUCGCUGGAACGCCAAAGCAGAGGUUUAGCCUCGAUAGCCAACUGAAUCCUCAAACAAGUAGGCGCCGUUCAAAUCUCCUGCCUAUCGCUAGCUCGCCGGUAGAAAACCCAAGCCAAAAGUUACUCGGAGCUGUACAGAAUUUCAAAGCCAAGAGUCCUACAGUCGAGGGACUCGAAAAAGUUUUGAUAGCCACGACGACUCCAAUCUUCCCUCCGUCCGAAAGAUCUCUCCCGGCUCAAAAAGCUUCUCCGUUGCUGGCUGUCUCUCCACCUUUAGUUGUCACACCGAAACUUUCGACGAGGGAAAGGCUCUCAGUUCCAGAAAUUAGAAGUGCAAGUCUUCGCAGACUUUUGGACCCGCCAAUUCUGAAGCAAAGGCACAGCAUCACUACCUGCACUGGGAGACACAAUUCUCUCUCCCUUGCACUUAGCAAGGUCUGCGAUAAGAAUAUUCUUUCAAGGAUGUCGUUUGACGAAUCUGGAGAACAUUCAAUGGAUGUAGAAAUUGAAGAAAGGCGCCGGAGUAGCGAUAUUUCGGGAAAGAAAGAAAGUUUAGGGAAAAAACUUUUUCAAGGAAUGAAAGAGAAUAUAGGCAGAAAGGAGAAUGUAGAUAAAAGAGAUAAUAUUGUACUAAAGAGAGAAAAUACACUGAAGAAUGAGAAUACAGUAAAGGAGGAACCAGUUCACAUCCAACGUCAUUAUGCUUAUACUUAUGAAACAGAAACCAAGUUUGAAGGGGGUCGAUCUACAACAGGAUUGGUUAAAGUCAACAAAGUGUCGCUGCCAAAAAAGAAAUACUUGGAGAGCAAUUUCGAUGAGAACGAGCGAGUGAUUACAACCGUAAUCGAGACUGAAAAUCCGUUGAUUUUGUGCAGCCCAAAGUACAUGAAAAAGACCCACGCUUAUGGCAGUGAUCCACCAAAGUGGAUGAAAAAGUACCUUGAUGGUGAUGCGAGUACCUCACCGAAUAAAGGGAAGAAUUCUCUUUCUUCAAAAUCUAGCAAAUCUGAUGAAAACAUCUCUUUUGAUAGUACGAAACUGAGUCCUCAAUGGCUGAGAACUUCGAACGUACCGCCGCGAACUACGAAGGUGACAAAGACCGUUGAAUCGAAGAUGAAUGUUACGAGAAUUGUUAAGAAUAAACCUUACAUCAGACUGGAAAUGGCGGAUAACUAUGAAAAUACAUCAAAAGUAUGUGAAAUCGUUACAACAGCUGUUGCAAACAGGACUGGUAGCAGUAUUUUUGGAUUUAAUAACCCGCGUCGCAGUGAUGGUGACACAGACACAGACUCAGAACCUUCCACUUCCAUUUAAACAUCUCGGUAAUUUGAAAUCGGUUCGCCUGUGAAUUGGCUAAGCUGGGAAUAAAUGUGGUGUAAAAUCUGUAUUAUAUGUCACAUAACUAUCGUUCACUAUCUUUAAUAUUAUAAAGUGACUUGUCUAUCACUGCAAUCACAUAGAUGAAAUAAAUCGUUAGUUUUGUCAAUUGUGAGAGUGAGAAUCAAUUCUACUUCUUUUCUUCGAGAUUUUAAUUAUUUUCGGUACAAAAUUUAUUAUUAUAUACAA